AGACCAACCGAUGAGAAGGCAGCAUAUGUAAAUAUGUGAGUGUAAAGUGCUAAGCCCCGAGAUAACAUAGGAUGUGAGCGACGACACCGAUUGAUUCCCCCCGCACCAGAUUCGCCGGCGAGGCGACAGCUGCAAAUGGCGGGCGAGGCGCGGAAGGACGACGUCGGGAAGAAGCUCUUCGAUUCCCGGGCGGCGGCGUCGCUCGUGGGGGAGCUGAGGGGCGCCUUCGCCUCCGGGACCACGAGGAGCUACCAAUGGCGGGAGUCGCAGCUCAAGGGCAUCCUCAGGAUGACCGACGACCGCGAGCGGGACAUCGCCGCCGCCCUCCGCUCCGACCUCGGCAAGCCCGAGCUCGAGUCCGUCGUCUACGAGGUAGCCAUGUUGAGGAAUUCAUGCAAGUUGGCUCUUAAAGAAUUACAACAUUGGAUGAUGCCGGAGAAGGUUAAAACUUCAUUGACCACUUUUCCUUCAUCAGCUGAAAUAGUGUCAGAACCUUUGGGAGUUGUACUAAUAAUUUCAGCAUGGAAUUAUCCUUACUUGUUGUCUCUCGAUCCAGUUGUUGGAGCUAUUGCUGCAGGCAAUGCUGUUGCUUUGAAACCUUCAGAGAUAGCACCAGCCACAUCAGCAUUGCUUGCAAAAUUGUUAGGGGAGUAUAUGGAUAACUCUUCAAUUAGGGUUGUUGAGGGAGCUGUUGCUGAAACAACUGCACUGUUGGAGCAAAAGUGGGACAAAAUAUUUUAUACAGGUAAUGGCAGAGUGGGGCAGAUUGUGAUGGCUGCUGCUGCUAAGCACCUAACACCAGUCGUUUUAGAGCUUGGAGGAAAAGCUCCUGUGGUGGUGGAUUCGGGUGUCAAUUUACAAAUUGCAUGUAGAAGGAUAAUCGCAGGCAAGUGGGGAUGCAAUAAUGGGCAAGCUUGCGUUUCUUCUGAUUACAUGAUAACUACGAAAGAUCUUGCUCCAAAGUUGGUGGAUGCUCUCAAGAAUGAACUGGAAAUGUUUUAUGGGAAGAAUCCCUUGGAAUCAAAAGAUUUGUCCCGUAUUGUGAACUCCAACCACUUCACUAGGUUGACGAAGCUUCUGGAUGAAGACAAGGUUUCUAAUAAAGUUGUUUAUGGAGGUGAAAGAGACCCAACCAAGCUGCAAAUUGCACCAACCAUCUUGCUCGAUGUCCCAAGGGAUUCUCUGAUUAUGAAGGAGGAGAUAUUUGGUCCCUUGCUUCCCAUUCUUACUGUUGACAAGUUGGAAGAGAGCUUUGAUAUAAUUAAUUCAGGGCCGAAGCCACUUGCUGCAUAUAUCUUUACCAAUGAUAAGAAGCUCAAAGACCAUUUUGUGAAGAAUGUCUCUGCUGGGGGUUUGGUUGUCAAUGAUACUACAGUUCAUCUUGCUGUCCAUACUUUACCAUUUGGAGGAGUUGGUGAGAGCGGAAUGGGGGCAUACCAUGGAAAAUUCUCUUUCGAUGCUUUUAGCCAUAAGAAGGCCGUUGUAUACCGAAGUUUCAUGGGCGAUGCCGCGAUAAGGUACCCGCCUUACACUAAUGGAAAGCUGAGGCUGAUGAAGGCCUUGCUCGGUGGUAGUAUACUGGGUAUCCUACGCGCUAUAUUUGGACGUUCCUAGGGUUUAACGAAUAUGCUGCCUUUCUUUCCCAUUUUUUCUGUAAGUGAACUUAAAUUGCGUGUCAAAUAACUCAGCCUUCUCCAUUUUUCGAUGUUGAAAUAUCCCGAAUUUUCUUUGAA
This is a messenger RNA of Syzygium oleosum, 1733 nucleotides long. RefSeq names its product aldehyde dehydrogenase family 3 member H1. Lineage: Eukaryota; Viridiplantae; Streptophyta; Magnoliopsida; Myrtales; Myrtaceae. Gene Ontology annotation, molecular function: aldehyde dehydrogenase (NAD+) activity. The record is from RefSeq and is a predicted model, not a curated record. Gene Ontology annotation, biological process: aldehyde metabolic process. Bases 136 to 1614 code for a protein of 492 amino acids. Gene Ontology annotation, cellular component: cytoplasm. The transcript has 11 exons.